AUGACGUCAAGUCAAAGGCUAGAUUUAAUAUAGUGAUUCGCGAUUCGCGAAAAGCAAUAAUUUGAUUGAGGCUUGGCUAUUGACACCAAAUGUAACUUUAACGUAUUAAAAUAAGACGUGGAUUUUGUUUAUAUGACGUUAAAGAGAUCACAAUGAGACCAAUAUUAUGUAUAUUUUUUCUGAUAGCUAUACUUCAUUGUUCAUAUGCACCACCGGUUACACCAGAUAAGUCAAAAGAAGACAGUGAAAUUAAAGAUGAUCUGGAAGAGUAUAUGGAAUACCACCGUUACUUGAAGGAGGUGGUGCAAGCUUUGGAAAGCGAUCCAGACUUUCGCGAACGUUUGGAGAAAGCUGAUGAGGAAGACGUUAGAACCGGGAAAAUAGCGGAGCAUUUGGACUUCGUGAAUCAUAAUGUCAGAACGAAAUUGGAUGAGAUUAAGCGGCGGGAAUUGGAGCGUCUGCGACAUUUGGCCACUAAGCAAUAUGAAUUGACAAAUAACCUUGAGCAUGAAGGUAAGGUGCCGUCUAGCGAUCAUUUGGACCACCACAACCCGCACACCUUUGAAAUUGAGGAUCUCAAGAGACUCAUAAAGAAGACCACAGAAGAUUUAGAAGCCGCAGACAAACAAAGGAAGGAGCAAUUCAAGGAAUAUGAGAUGCAAAAGGAAUUUGAGAAACAUCAGAAGUUAGAGAGUAUGGAUGAAACGCAAAAGAAGGAAUAUAUGGAGAAACUGAAAACUGAGGAAGAGGCUAAGAAACAUCACAAACCCAUCCACCACCCCGGCUCCAAACAACAGUUGGAGGAGGUAUGGGAGAAACAGGAUCAUAUGGAUCAACAAUUUGACCCAAAAGCAUUCUUCAUGAUGCACGAUGUUGAUGGUAACGGUGUAUGGGACGCUGACGAGGUGAAAGCGCUAUUUAUAAAGGAGUUGGACAAGCUGUAUGGACCAGGAGGGCCCAAUAAGGACUUACACGAGAGGGCCGAGGAAAUGGAGAGGAUGAGGGAACACGUGUUCAAAGAGAAUGACCGGAAUGGAGACGGCUUGAUUGAUUUCCACGAGUUCAUGACUGAGACGCAACGCGCUGAUUUUAAUAAGGACGAGGGUUGGAAAUCAAUCGACGAGAAUCAAAUCUAUACCCAGCAGGAAUACGAGGAAUAUGAACGGAGACGUCUCGAAGAGCUGAGAUAUUUACAACAACGCGGUCUGGUUGACGCUCACGGUCGUCCGAUACCUGGUGCUGAACAUCAGUUACAUCAAUACGAACAGCAGAAGCAAGCCUACCACCAACAGCAACAACAGGCCUACCACCAGCAACAGCAAGCUUAUCACCAGGGACAACAGUAUCAGCAAGCUGGCUAUCAGCAGCCCAAUCAGUAUCCUAAUCAGGGUGCACCCCAAGUUCCUCAAGGCCAAUACCAAGGCCAACCCCAAGGCCAAUUCCAAGCUCAACCACAAGGCCAAUUCCAGGGUCCACCUCAAGGUCAAUUCCAGGGACAACCUCAAGGUCAAUUCCAGGGCCAGCCUCAAGGUCAAUUCCAGGGCCAACCUCAAGGUCAAUUCCAGGGACAACAAGGCCAACCUCAGGCACAGUAUCAAGGUCAACCUCAAGUCCAACCUCAAUCCCAACCGCAAUAUCAAGGCCAACCUCAAGUCCAAUCUCAACCUCAAGCACAAUAUCAAGGUCAGCUUCCAGGGCAACCCCAGGGCCAAACUCAGGGCCAACCCCAGGGUCAACCCCAGGGACAACCCCAGGGCCAACCCCAGGGCCAACCCCAGAGCCAACCCCAGGGUCAACCCCAAGGCCAACCACAAGGCCAACCCCAAGUCCAAUAUCAAGCCCAACCUCAAGGUCAACAACAACCAUCUCAAGCCCAAUACCAGCCAAACCAACAAGCGCAGCCCAACGCAAAUCUAAACCAAGCUCCAGUAAGCCAAGGCCAACCCCAGGCCCAACCAGCUCAAAUCCAACAACCACAAAAUCAAGCUCAAUAACUGAAUCCAUAGAAAAUUUAAAUAAAUUAGUGUAACGACCAGUUUCUUGGUGAGAUCUGUCUGUCUUUUAGCCCAAAAUUCCUUAAACGUUACGUGUCCUAAAAAUCCGUACGACAAAAACGUCAGGAUAAUAUGGCAAUAUCGGAUGCAUCGGAUUUAGAAACUUGUCGUAUAUUAUGUAGUACUUUUUGAAUAUAUGUAAAUUUUAAUCAUUCACACAUUGGUGCCAAAUUCGCACGCUGUCAUCGCAUCGGCUAUUAAAUUAUUCUAAUAUUUCGUGUUUUAAUAGAUCAAAAUCUAUUAUAUUCUUAUUAUACAGAGAUUGUUAGAAUUAGUUUGAAUUAUACGUGACACCUAAA
Messenger RNA from Zerene cesonia (dogface butterfly), 2353 nucleotides. It is a transcript of the gene NUCB1, whose product is annotated as nucleobindin-2. The record is from RefSeq and is a predicted model, not a curated record. Gene Ontology annotation, cellular component: extracellular exosome; endoplasmic reticulum-Golgi intermediate compartment. NCBI's taxonomy places the organism in Eukaryota, Metazoa, Arthropoda, Insecta, Lepidoptera, Pieridae. The coding region runs from base 153 to 1994 and encodes 613 amino acids. Gene Ontology annotation, molecular function: calcium ion binding. The transcript has 10 exons.